AUGGCGCCGCGGAAGGGCCAGAGGGGCGCCGGGGAGGGAGGGCCGCGCCGGGGAGGGCGCCGGCCUCUCGCGGAAGGGCCUUCCGAGGGGGCCGGGCGGGCGGGCGGGCGGCCCAGGUGCAGGAGCCCCGCCAAGUCCCCGGGAGACGGCCCACUGCGGGGCCCCCUUCCCGGCAGGGAUCCGGGCGAGCGGCCGCGGCGCUCCUGGGAGAGGCGAACGGAGGCGCCGGUUUCCCGCCGCCUGAAGGGAGCGGAGCGAGUCCGCCCGGCCCGCGGCCAGCCCUGCGCGCAGCAGCCGCUCCGCGGGAGCGCCUUCCUCGGCCCGCCCUCCCGGCCCGUCCCGGCGGCUUUUCCGCCGGGCGCGUCGCUGGGGGCCGCCGCCCGGGGCGGGUCUCUGGCCAGCGGGAGAUGCGGCGCAAGCAGCGCCCACCGCCCCAGGCAGCCCCGGCGGAGCCCGUCCCGUCCCGCCGGUCCUGCCAAGCGGGCGCCGCUCGGGCCGCUGGAGGGCUUCCUUUGCAGGCCCGGCUGCGCGGAGGGGCUGCCCGGCAGGCAGCGCCGGGCCCUGGCCUUCCCGGGAAGCCGCCCGCGUCGCCCAGGCAGUGCCUCCUGCCGACCGCUGCGUUGGCCCGCCGCAUCGGGGCAGGUCAGGAGGCCGCAAGGAGCGGCGCGGCUGCCCUGCUCGCGGCGCGCCCUUCGGGCUCGGGAGGCCGCGGAGGGCUCCCUGCCAGCCUCGCGGCGCUUCGCUCUCAGUUCACCGGCAGAGACUAGGCUCGCGGUCCCGCCAUCCGUGUGGGUCUUUGCUCCGCAGACGGUAUUCGUGUUGCGCACUUGUGACACGUGUGCCACAUGUCACCCCAGGACCUCCUUUUGGUUUACCUGCAGCCUUGACACCUGGGCAACCUGCUGCCACUCUGGAGGCGGCAGUGGAGUUAUGAAGACAAAACAGUCUGAAACAGAAGCCCUGUGGCACCUGAACAACUAACUGGAUUUAUUCUGGCAUGGAUUUUUGUGAGUCGCAGCUCACAUCUUCUUGUACUCUGACUAAUGAACACUUGUGCUGGAAUGUAUGUAUGUAGGUAUGUACGUAUGUAUUUGCCUUUGCAUACCCCUCCAAUAUAUAUAUAUUUGCAUAGCUGUAAUUUUAAUGAUAAUAUAUAGUAAUUUUAUAAUUUUAAUGACAUUUAUGUAUGUUUAAAUUGUGUUGUUAUCCGCCUUGAGUCCGCUGGUGUGGGGAGGGCGGAGUAUAAAUCCAAGAAAUUAAAGUUUGUAAGGUGCUGAUGGACUGUUUUGUUACCAUAGACCAACACCGUUCCUCUUCUGAAACAAACAUAUAACUGACCAUCCACAGGAUAAAAACACAGCCAGAUCUGCCCAAAUUGCUUACGUUCCACCAAUGCCCCCUCUCUGGCUAUCCAUUCUAGAGGACAGCACGAAC
Messenger RNA from Eublepharis macularius, 1434 nucleotides. RefSeq lists its product as uncharacterized. Lineage: Eukaryota; Metazoa; Chordata; Lepidosauria; Squamata; Eublepharidae. The coding region runs from base 1 to 981 and encodes 326 amino acids. The transcript is spliced from 2 exons. The record is from RefSeq and is a predicted model, not a curated record.